Sclerotinia sclerotiorum 1980 UF-70 is the source of this 1449-nucleotide messenger RNA. RefSeq lists its product as hypothetical. Gene Ontology annotation, biological process: pectin catabolic process. Gene Ontology annotation, cellular component: extracellular region. Bases 1 to 1449 code for a protein of 482 amino acids. The transcript is spliced from 2 exons. NCBI's taxonomy places the organism in Eukaryota, Fungi, Ascomycota, Leotiomycetes, Helotiales, Sclerotiniaceae. The record is from RefSeq and is a predicted model, not a curated record. Gene Ontology annotation, molecular function: polygalacturonase activity.
AUGCGCAUUCCAAUUAUUCUUGGAGGCUUAGCCUCAAUCGCUCUUGCUUGCGACAACCCAGAUCACGAUGCUUGCGCUAACGCUUUCACCGUUUCUGCCGCAGCUGCUGGUCCUUUCUGCGCCACAUACACUCAAUCGGCAAACGCGGCAACGACCGAUCUUCCCGCUUUUGCUUCAGCAUGUGCAUACAAGCCAAAGAAAUUGUCUAGUGCAUGCAGCUGUCUUAGCGUACCCACCACUUUGGCUACUGUUUCCAAGAGCUCAAGCGCCGCUGUCAGCGCUUCGGCCACCACCUCGGUCACAGCUUUAACUCACGUAGCAGUAACCACCUCCGCUUCAAGCACUGCAGUCGCAUCCAGCGCAUCUGCAGCUAGCGCAGUCAUCACACCGGCACCAUCAGCCCCAGCCGGAUGCACAGCAACAGCUUAUGCUGAUAUUGCCUCCGUUGUUGCCUCGUGCACAAACAUCGUCUUGGAUAACAUUUCAGCACCAGCAAGCUCCACCAUUGAUCUUCAAAAGCUCAAAGACGGAACUACCGUCACUUUCUCCGGAAAGACUACUUUUGGAACCACUUCCGAUGAUAGCUUCAACCCAAUUGUCGUCAAGGGUAAGAACAUUACCCUUACUGGAGCUCCUGGACACGUCAUUGAUGGAAAUGGACCUGCAUACUGGGAUGGAGAGGGUUCUAACGGAGGAACCAAGAAGCCUGAUCACUUCUUCGUUGUAAAGGAUAUCGUCAAUGGUGUUAUCAGCAACCUCAACAUCCAAAACUGGCCUACUCACUGCUUCGAUAUCACCGGUGCCAAGGGUCUUACCGUCUCAGGACUUACCCUUGAUAACUCUGCUGGAGAUGCCCCUAACUCAGCAUCUGGCAGCAAAGCAGCCGCACACAACAGUGAUGGAUUUGACAUUUCCAACUCCGACUCUGUAACCCUCAAGAACAUUGUUGUCAAGAACCAAGAUGAUUGCGUCGCCGUCACAUCUGGUUCUAACAUCCUCGUAACCGGAAUGGCCUGUUCAGGUGGCCACGGUCUCUCUAUCGGAUCCGUCGGUGGAAAAUCCAACAACACCGUCUCUGGCGUUACCUUCUCCGACUCCACCAUCACCAACAGUCAAAACGGAUGCCGCAUCAAGUCUAACUCUGGCAAGACCGGUACCAUCGAGAACGUCACUUACAGCAACAUCCAGAUGUCCAACAUCUCCAACUACGGUAUCGACGUUCAACAAGAUUACUUGAACGGUGGACCAACUGGCGAGCCAACAAACGGCGUUACCAUCUCCAACAUUGCCUUCUCCGGCGUCACCGGUACAACCACUAGCAACGCAUACAACUACUACAUCCUUUGCGGAAGUGGCUCCUGCUCCAACUUCAAAUUCACAGAUGUUAGCAUCUCUGGAGGUGGAAAGACCUCAUCCUGCAACUUCCCAUCUUCUGGAUGCCCUGCAUAA